This is a messenger RNA of Eimeria tenella, 2859 nucleotides long. RefSeq lists its product as uncharacterized. Gene Ontology annotation, molecular function: protein binding. The record is from RefSeq and is a predicted model, not a curated record. Gene Ontology annotation, cellular component: extracellular region. Gene Ontology annotation, biological process: proteolysis. Bases 1 to 2859 code for a protein of 952 amino acids. The transcript has 9 exons. NCBI's taxonomy places the organism in Eukaryota, Apicomplexa, Conoidasida, Eucoccidiorida, Eimeriidae.
AUGCUAGGCCCGCUUGUGGCCCUUUUGCUGCUGCAGGCGGCCUUAGGGGCUCCUGCUGCUGCAGCUCCGAGGUCACCUCGCGCCCCGGAUGUUCGCGAGGUUGCUGCUCGAGUUAUGGAGGGUUUGGAGCAGCGAACUGGGGCCUCGCCCACGCCUGAGGCAGUGCUGAAGCUGCUGCUGCACCUGCAGCAGCAGCAGCAGCAGCAGCAGCUGCAGCAGAUGGGCAUCGAGCCCAGCCGACUCACGGCGGAAAUAGCCGCUAUUGCCUUCGGCCUGCAGCAGCAGCAGCAGCAGCAGCAGCAGACCUCUGAAAUAGAAAGGCUUGCUGCUGCAGCAGCCACAGGGCUCAUCAGCAAAGGUCUUGCUGCUUCCCUCGGCAGCCAGCAGCUAGAUGACGUGCUGCAGCUGCUGCAGCAGCAAAUUAGCACAAGGGGGCUGGAUCUUGUGCAGCUCAGGGAGGCAAUUGUUAAGAAAAUUGACCAGUAUAACGAGCAGCAGCAGCAGCAGCAGCAGCAGCAAGAGUACCAGCAGAAGUACCAGCAGCAGCAGCAGCAGCAGCAGCAGGAGUACCAGCAAAAGGUCGGGAUUCAUGCGAAGACUUCAAGACCUACGACCUCAAAUGCAGCGUUUAGGCUGAAAACCCUGAAAAGGCAUUUAAAGGAAAAAGAAAGAUGGGGGUCUAAAGCAGCAGAGGCGCUGCAGAAGCAGCUGCGAGAGCAGCAGCAGCAAGAAGCAGCAGACAGCAAGUUGCUGCAGCAGCAGCUGCAGCAGUUCGACAAUGAAAUUGGAGACACGCAGCGGGCCAUGAAGGUACCAGCAAAAGUAUCAGCAGCAGCAGCAGCAGCAGCAGCAGGAGUACCAGCAAAAGUACCAGCAACCGCAGCAGCAGCAGCCGCAGGAGUACCAGCAAAAGUACCAGCAGCAGCAGCAGAAGUACCAGCAAAAGUACCAGCACCAGCAGCAGCAGCAGGAACAGGAGCAGGAGCCACAGCCUCAAGCGAAAGGCGCAGCAGCAAGCCUGAGCAGCAGCAGCAGCAGCAGCAACCUGAAGAGCAGCAGCACCAGGAGCCUGAACAGCAGUAUCAGUCUGAAGAGCAGCAGCAGCAGCAGAACGCUUCUGAAGGGCAGCAGCAACAGGAGACUGAACAACAGCAGCAGCAGGAGCCUGAACAGCAGCGGGAGGAACCUGAACAGCAGCAGCAGCAGCAACAGCAGGAGCCUAAACAGCAGCAGGGGGAGCCUGAGCAGCAGCAGCAGCAGCAAGAGCAGCAGGAGCAGCAGCAGCAGCAUCAGCAACAGCAGCACGAGCAGCAUCAAGAGCAGCAGGAGCGUAAGCAGCAGCAGCGGGAGGAGCAGCAGCAGUCUGAGCAGGAGAAGCCUGAGCAGCAGCGUAAACAGCAGCAGCCUCAAGAGCAGCAGCAGCAGCAGCAGCAGAAAACACCUGCAAUGCAUCAGAAGUAUGAAGACUCCGUUCAAAGAGCGGAACGGGCAGCAGCAGCUGCUGCUGCAAGCGCCGCUGCUGCUGCAGCAGCAGCAACGAGUGCUGCAGAAGCUGCCGCAGCAGCAGCACGGGCAACUGGCGCUCACUCUCAGCAUGCAGCCGCAGCAGCUGCUGCUGCAGCAGCUGCAGACGAGGCAUCUGCUGCAGCAAGGGAAGCAGCGGGAGCAGCAGCAGAGAUCCUGGCGAGUUCAGCAGCAGCAGAGGAGGGAGCAGCAGCAGCUGUAGCACCACGAAGUACAGCAGCAGCAGCAGCGCAGGGUGCAGCAAACACAGCAGUAGCACCAAAAGCAGCAGCACCAGCAGAAAACCCUCAUCCUGCUGCAGCAGCUGAAGGAGAGGCUCCAGCAGCACCAGCAGCAGCACAGCCAUCUCAAGGAGCAGCAGCUGCAGCACCAGCAGCAGCACCAGCAGCAGCACCAGCAGCACCCAAAGCCGCAGCAGCAGCACCAGCAGCAGCAGCACGGCCGCCAGCAGGAGCACCCGCCGCAGCAGCAAAGCGUGCACCCGCAGCAGCAGCACGGGCACCCGCAGUAGCAGCAGCACGGGCAGCAGCAGCUCCCGCAGUAGCAGCAGCAGCAGCAGGACGAUCCCCAGCCGCCGGCCCCGCAGCAAAGCCGGCAGCUGCUGCAGCAGCGGGCGCACGCGGCGGAGCAGCAGCAGCAGCCCACCCCGCAGCAGCUGCAGCGCCCCCAGCAGCAGCAGCAGCAGCAGCAGCAGCAGCAAACGGGAACUCGCACGACUGCCUGCGCUUCGGCAGCGACAGCGUGGGCAAAGACAUCCGGAAAAUAGAAGAUGGAUCUGUAGGAUCUGUUGCUGCUUGUGCUGCUGCUUGUGCUGCUGUGCUGCGCUGCAGCAGCUACACCUUCAACCUGCGCCGCAGCUGGUGCUACUUGAAGGAGACACAGGAGCCUGCAGCAGCAGCAGUAGCAGCAGCAGCAGUUUUCAAGCCGCAGCCUUCUUACGCGGAGCCUUUGGUCUCAGGUUUGAGGAGCUGCCAGCCUGCUGCAGCAGCAGCUACCAGGCGCCUGCAGCAGCAGCAGCAGCAGCAAGAGCAGCAGCGGGAGGCCCCUGAGGAGAACGCAGAGAACAGCGGUGUGCUCCCCUCAACUGAGGAAGAGCUGCUGCAGGGACUGCAGCAGCAGCAAACUGAAGUGCUGCAGCAGGGGGGCCCCCCGCGAAGCGCAGCAGCAGCCCCAUCGAGCAGCGAGGGCCCCCCCGAAGAGCCCCCAGCAGCAGCAGCAGCAGCAGCAGCAGCAGCAGCGGCCUCCAGUACGGCUGGGGGCCCCCAGGGUACUGGGGGGGGCCCCCCGGGGGCCCCGGAUGGGGGGGCCCCCUCCAAAGACUUCACCAACUUGUAG